Messenger RNA from Symbiodinium pilosum, 1296 nucleotides. NCBI's taxonomy places the organism in Eukaryota, Dinophyceae, Suessiales, Symbiodiniaceae. The record is from the annotation of a GenBank genome assembly.
AUGAAAGGCUCCAGAGUGCCUGCAGUGGCUUCGAGCCGCGCAUACGAGGAUGCUGCAGAGCGUAUUCUCGAACAGGACUCAUCAGCCGAUGUAGCCAUGGCUGGAUUCCCUGCAAGCUGGCGAGAGGCGCAGCUGCGCGUCUGCUUAGCGCCAGUCUGCGACUGUGACCGCCUCCAGCUGGUCAAGGACCAGAGCGGUAUCUCUGUGUGCGUGCUGCAGACAAGCCCUGGCACCAUCCCGGCCCUGCUCGUAGCGCGGUUGCGAACAAGCAACCUGGCACGGGAAGGACUUCGAGUGCUAUUGGCGGCGAAAAAAGAUGCACCCGAGGUACCAAAGGCACUCUCCCAGCACCAGUUCCAAGCCGAAGAGCGUGGCGCCUUGCACGGUCUGAGGUCUCAGACGGAGCUGAAUGGCAGUCCGUGCAGCAUAGUGAGAUUUGACGAGGAGUCGCGUCGAUGGCUUGUGCGACUGGACAUCGAGUCCGAGGACAAUGAGAUUCUGGUCUCAGCUGUGAACCUCUUGCCCCUCUGGUUGCCAGAGAAGGCAGGUCCUCUUCAUGAAAAUGCUGAAGCAGACGAAAAUGGCGCUGCUGCAAAGCAUGCUGAUGCAGAGGCGGAGGUAGUCGAGGAUGAGACCAUGGACGACGGGAAUCAUUGUGAAGCUGAAAACCGAGACAACGAGGCUGCACCUAACGGGGCAAGGGAGGAUUCCCUGGCGCAGACGCCUGGCGCCGAUGGAUCUCGAAGGAAGUCCCAAGCAGGCGAAGCAGCUGGCGAGGCUGGCGAGGCCGGCCCCACUGCUGCUGCACCUGCUGCCAAGGCAGAAGCCAGGGGAAGAGUGAAGAUGUCACAUGCCCUGGUUGUUACCGGAUUUCCGUUGUGGGAUCUGCAGCAGAUCACCCAGUACUUCGCUCGCUUUGGUGAAUUGCGUACCAUACUGGGCGCAACCAAAAACAAGAACGGAAAGAGGAAACUGCUGGUGGCAUAUUGCCGAAAAGUUAAUGCAAAGAGAAGCCAGGCGCAUGUCCAUGGAGCCGAGAUUGAUGGGCACAAGCUCAGCGCAGUAUUUGCAGCCGGAGUCUCAGAUUCUGAGGUAGCCUUGGCCAGAUCAGAUGAAGGGAGUGUCUGCAGUGUAGAAAUUCUCGAGAUGUCAAUAAUGGAAGUUGUAAUCCCAGGACGAUCCCGCCAACAAGCAGGCUGGCAUCCUGUCCAAGACGUCAAUUUUUACCACGAUCGCGGGAUCGCCUCGGCAUUCCAAACCCACCCCAUCACCCUCCCCCAACCUGGUUCCCGCUGA